AUGGAAAGGGUGGCCGCGAUCGAGACAGCAUUGCCGAGUCAUGUGGAGACUUAUUUUAUGCGGAAGGAUGAUGCUAGACUACGUCGUUUGGCCGAGAGUAGGGUCGAUAAUCGUGAGGAGGUAAGGGAAGACCAUAGGCGUAUUAGGCAGGCAGAGAUUGUGUUGACGAUACAGGACAAAAGGAGGAGGGAAGAUGGAGUAGAUUUGGAGGAUGAGGAUGCAUUCCAGGAACGGAGAAGAAGGAUUAGGGAGAGGUUGUUGCAAAGGCAACAAGAGGAGGCAGCACUACACCUGAGGAAGUUGAGGAAGAGGAGGAGUCUGAAACGUGAGAGGCUUGAGGCAGAACAGAUCUCACUCGAGGAAGCUGUGAAAAUGAGGAUGGAAGAGAGGACGGUGGAGACUAAGCAAAUUGUGGUUGACAAAAUUCAGGAGGACCAGGAGAUUCAGAGGAAUAUGGAGUCUGAAGCAAAUAUUGCUGAUGUGGAUACAGAUGAUGAUGUUUAUGAGGCGGAGGAAUAUGAGGACUGGAAGGCUAGGGAGAUUGCGAGGAUCAAGAGGGAUAGAGAUGAGAGAGAGGCAAGGUUGACGGAGAAGGAGGAGAUUGAGAGGGUAAGAAACAUGACAGAGGAAGAGAGGAGGGAGUGGGAGAGGAAGAAUCCAAAACCUUCUCGAAAAUCCAAGCCAAAGUGGAGGUUCAUGCAGAAAUACUACCAUAAAGGUGCUUUCUUCCAGUCAUAUCCUGAUGAUCAUGCUGGAACUGCCAAAGCUGAUAAUAUUUACGCUCGUGAUUUCUCUGCUCCAACUGGAGAGGAUAAGAUGGACAAGGCCAUAUUGCCCAAAGUCAUGCAGGUUAAGCACUUUGGUCGUAGUGGAAGUACAAAAUGGACUCAUCUUUACGAGGAGGACACAACUGAUUGGAAUAACCCAUGGACCUAUAACGAUGUUCUUCUGGCCAAGUACAAUGUGAAAAUGGCUGGAAUGAGUGCACCCAUAGCCAAACCUAAAGGAAGCAAGAAACUGAAGGAUUGGAAGACGCAUUGA
Molecule: messenger RNA, 1041 nt
Organism: Fraxinus pennsylvanica
Lineage: Eukaryota; Viridiplantae; Streptophyta; Magnoliopsida; Lamiales; Oleaceae
Source: the annotation of a GenBank genome assembly